This is a messenger RNA of Ctenopharyngodon idella (grass carp), 944 nucleotides long. It is a transcript of the gene ela2, whose product is annotated as elastase 2. The transcript is spliced from 8 exons. Gene Ontology annotation, molecular function: serine-type endopeptidase activity. Lineage: Eukaryota; Metazoa; Chordata; Actinopteri; Cypriniformes; Xenocyprididae. Gene Ontology annotation, biological process: proteolysis. Bases 37 to 837 code for a protein of 266 amino acids. The record is from RefSeq and is a predicted model, not a curated record.
GGGUUUUUGCUUGUAUAGCCACUCCAAUCAGGCAUCAUGAAACUGUUGAUCUUGGCUCUGUUCAUUGCUGGUGCCUACGGAUGUGGGCAGCCCACCUAUAAACCUCUUGCCUCAAGGGUGGUGGGUGGAACUGAUGUUAAAGCAAACAGCUGGCCAUGGCAGGUGUCUCUCCAGUACCAGAGUGGCUCCAGCUUUUAUCACACCUGUGGUGGGACCCUGAUCGCCAAAGACUGGGUCUUGACCGCUGCUCACUGCAUUGGCAGCCGAACUUACAGAGUCUACCUGGGCAAGCACAACCUGGCCCUUAGCAGCGAGUCCGGCUCUCUUGCCAUCUCUCCUUCCAGGAUUAUCGUGCAUGAGAACUGGGACUCCUACAAUAUCCGCAAUGACAUUGCCCUGAUCAAGCUGUCAACUUCAGUGACUUUCACCGACAAGAUCUCACCUGCUUGCCUGCCUGAUUCUGGCAGCACCCUGCCUCACAACUUCUCCUGUUACGUCACUGGCUGGGGACGCCUCUGGACCAAUGGUCCCAUUGCUGAUAUCCUGCAGCAGGCUCUGCUCCCUGUUGUGGACUACGCUACCUGCACUAGGUCUGACUGGUGGGGCAACCUCGUGACCAGCCUCAUGGUGUGCGCUGGUGGAGAUGGAGUUGUGUCCAGCUGCAAUGGUGAUUCUGGUGGCCCUCUGAACUGCCAGAGAAGUGAUGGCACCUGGGAUGUUCACGGCAUUGUGAGUUUUGGCUCCAGCUUGGGCUGCAACUACCCUAAGAAGCCCUCCGUCUUCACCCGUGUGUCUGGCUACAUUUCCUGGAUCAAUAAUGUGAUGACCUCUUAUUAAAGUGUGGAAAGUGUUGUUACUUCAAAAUCAUCAUUAUCAUCAUGAUUAUCAUCAUCAUCAACAACAACAACGAAAUAUGGAUUCAAUAAAUUUAUCUUAAAAAACUC